CCGAGGCGCACUGCACCGCCGGGCACCCGGGUGCCUCAACUCCUGGGGGCUGUGUGAGCUUGCCAUCGCCGUCUCCUGCCGCGCGUCGCGAAGGGGCCACGCUGGGCGGCGCCAAGGGCGCAUGGGGCGCGCUUGGAUGGCCCCGGAUUCGCCCCCAUAAUGUGCGCAUGGAAGACCCGCAGCCGCAGCCACUUUGAAGCCUCGGAGCCAACGCUUCUCGCUCCUGGAUUACCGCUCUUGGGAAACCGCCUGCGCCCCGUUGCCUCCCCCCAGCGCCGUCCUCGUUCGACCCCGGAGCAUGGCUUCGGAGCGGCCGGUCCCUGGGGCCGGGGGCUACUUUAGAGAGCUCCCGCCGUCUUACGCGACUGCAGCCGCUGCUGCCAACUCGGAUCUUCUUCGGAGACCCAGCUACUGCCACGCUGCUUUUGCCCUCAAACAGAUCUCCAAGGGUAAGGCUGUGGGCCAGAAAGCCCCGCUGUGGUUGCGGGCCCAGUUCCAGGCCCUGCUGUUUACACUGGGCUGCUGGAUCCAGCGCCACUGUGGCAAAGUACUCUUUGUGGGGCUGCUGGUCUUUGGGGCACUGGCUGUAGGGCUGCGAGUAGCCUCCAUUGAGACGGAUAUUGAACAGCUCUGGGUGGAAGAGGGUAGCCGUGUCAGCCAGGAGCUCCGGUACACAAAAGAAAAGCUAGGGGAAGAGUCUCUCUACACAUCUCAGAUGCUGAUACAAACACCCAAACGGGAAGGAGAAAACAUCCUGACCUCAGAAGCCUUGGGAAUGCAUCUUGAAGCUGCUCAAGCUGCUAGCAAAGUGCAAGUCUUACUCUAUGGAAAGUCAUGGGAUCUCAACAAAAUAUGCUACAAGUCAGGUGUCCCCAUAAUUGAGAAUGGAAUGAUUGCUCGGAUGAUUGAGAAGCUUUUUCCCUGUGUUAUUGUGACCCCACUGGACUGCUUCUGGGAUGGUGCCAAGUUGCAAGGUGGUUCUGCUUACCUUCCGGGCCGACGGGAUAUCCAGUGGACCAACCUAGACCCUAUGCAACUGAUGGAAGAACUGGGCCAGUUUGCCUCACUAGAAGGAUUCAAAGAGAUGCUGGAUAAGGCUGAGGUUGGCCAGGCCUAUAUGGAACGGCCUUGCCUGGACCCAUUUGACCCUGAGUGUCCUACUAGUGCCCCCAACAGCCAAAGCAAGAAGGAACCAGACAUUCCCUCUGAGCUCACAGGUGGCUGCCACGGCUUCUCCCAAAAAUACAUGCACUGGCAAGAGGAGCUGAUCCUGGGUGGCACAGUGAAGGAUUCUCAGGGCAAACUUCAGAGAGCUGAAGCCCUGCAAAGCAUGUUCCUGCUGAUGAGCCCCCGCCAGCUUUUUGAGCACUACCGGGAUGACUAUGAGAUCCAUGAUAUCAGCUGGAGUGAGGAGAAGGCAGCUGCUGUGCUGGAGGCCUGGCAGCGUGAGUUUGUUGAGUUGGCCCAGGAAUCCCUCCCAGCAAAUUCCUCCCAGACUAUCCACGCCUUUUCUACCACCACCCUCAAUGACAUCAUGAAAUCCUUCUCAGAUGUGAGCGCAAUCCGUGUGGCUGGCGGGUACCUUCUGAUGCUAGCGUAUGCCUGUGUCACCAUGCUACACUGGGACUGCUCCAAAUCACAGGGUGCAGUGGGCCUGGCUGGUGUUCUCCUAGUUGCCCUUUCAGUGGCAGCAGGACUUGGACUCUGCUCCUUGCUAGGCAUCUCAUUUAAUGCAGCCACCACCCAGGUGCUCCCCUUCCUGGCACUGGGCAUUGGUGUGGAUGACAUGUUCUUGCUGGCACACGCCUUCACAGAAACUGGCCAACAUGUUCCCAUUAAGGAGCGAACUGGUGAAUGCCUGCGACGUAGUGGCACCAGUGUGGCACUCACCUCUGUCAAUAACAUGAUUGCCUUCUUCAUGGCUGCCCUUGUACCUAUUCCAGCUCUGCGUGCCUUCUCUCUGCAGGCUGCCGUAGUGGUUGUGUUUAACUUCACCAUGGUGCUGUUCAUUUUCCCUGCCAUUCUCAGCCUGGACCUCCACCGGCGUGAAAACAAGAGGCUUGACAUUCUGUGCUGCUUCUACAGCCUCUGCUCCUCCCGGGUCAUCCAGAUCCAGCCACAAGAGUAUGCUGAUGCGAAUGUCAACCACACUGCACCUGCGUAUCCCCAUGGUCAUCCAGCACUGACCACCAGCACACACAUCACCACUACAGUGCAGGCCUUCACUCAGUGUGACCCCUCUGGGCGGCAUGUGGUCACUAUCCUACCACCCACGCAGCAUGUCUUCACCACUCCCUCCACUCUUCUACCUGCCAACCCUCUGGGCUCACAAAUCUUCACUCCUGCCAGCUCCACCCGUGAUCUCCUGGCACAGCUGGAUGAGGGCAAAGGUGCCCAGGAGUGUGUGCCAUUGCCCUUUUGUCGAUGGAACCUUUCCAGUUUUGCUCGUGACAAAUAUGCACCCAUCCUGCUGCAGAGUCAGACUAAGGGAAUUGUGGUAGUCCUAUUUCUGGCAUUGCUGGGAUUGAGCCUGUACGGUACAACCAAGGUGCAUGAUGGGCUCUACCUGACGGAUAUUGUACCACGAGGCACAAAGGAGCACACCUUCAUUUCUGCUCAGUUCAAGUACUUCUCUUUUUACAACAUGUUUGUGGUAACCAAGGGUGGCUUUGACUACCCCAACUCACAGGAGUCCCUCUAUGACCUGCACCAGGCCUUCAGUGCGAUUCAGUAUGUAGUGCGGGAUGAGAAGCACCAGCUGCCCAAGAUGUGGCUGCACUACUUCCAAGAUUGGCUGCAAGGUCUACAGGUAGCCUUUGACCGGGACUGGGAAGCUGGGCACAUCACCAGAGACAAUUACCGCAAUGGGUCAGAGGAUGGUGCCCUGGCUUACAAGCUCCUCAUACAGACAGGCAACAAGAAGGAACCAUUCAACCUAAAUCAACUGACAGCUCGCCGCCUGGUGGAUAAGAAAGGGAUCGUUCCCCCUGACAUCUUCUACAUCUGCUUGACAGUGUGGGUGAGCAAUGACCCUCUUGGCUUUGCUGCAUCCCAAGCCAACUUCUAUCCUCCACCUCCAGAGUGGAUCCAUGACAAGUAUGAUGCCACUGGAGAGAACCUUCGAAUCCCUGCUGCACAGCCACUGGAGUUUGCCCAAUUCCCGUUUUACCUCAAUGGACUGCGGCAGACAUCUGACUUCGUGGCAGUCAUCGAGAGUGUGCGUGCCAUCUGCGAUGAGGUGGCCCAGACACACGGAGUGCUCAGCUACCCGAGUGGCUACCCUUUUCUCUUUUGGGAGCAGUAUAUUGGCCUGCGUCACUGGCUUCUACAGGCCAUUAGUAUUGUGUUAGCCUGCACUUUCCUGGUGUGCACCCUGUUGCUCCUCAAUCCUUGGACUGCCAGUAUCAUUGUAUUUGUUCUAGCUAUGAUGACAGUGGAACUCUUUGGCAUCAUGGGUCUGAUGGGUAUCAAAUUGAGUGCUAUCCCUGUGGUCAUUCUUAUUGCAUCUGUGGGCAUUGGUGUGGAAUUCACUGUUCAUGUGGCCUUGGGUUUUCUCACAGCCAUUGGCAACCGGAAUUUGCGCUCCACUGUGGCUUUGGAGCACAUGUUUGCUCCUGUGAUGGAUGGUGCUGUCUCUACUCUGCUGGGUGUACUGAUGUUGGCUGGUUCAGAAUUUGACUUCAUUCUGAGGUAUUUUUUUGCUGUGCUCACCAUCCUAACCAUUUUGGGGCUGCUCAAUGGCCUGGUUCUGCUACCCGUCUUGCUGUCUAUCAUUGGGCCACCAGCAGAGGUCACACCAGCCAAUAAUGGUAGCCGCUUGCCAACACCAUCACCUGUUCCCCCACCCAUCAGCCAUCACAGCUUUUAUGUUCGGCAGCAGGGGGGCACCUUUGCUGACUCCUCAGAUUCAGAGUACUAUUCAGAGAGCACGGGGGCAUCAGACACUGGUGAAGAUGACCGCAGCACCUACAUCAUCCCCCCAACGCAAUCUCACAUCCUGGUCAGAGCAAGCAAAAGCCCCAGCUUUCCCAAAAUCACAGUGGUGAAAAACUACAAGACAAGCCUAGAGUCUCCUCUGUCAUUGUGCAGCCCAGACUGGACUCAACCCACAAGCCCCCAGGGCUACUUGUCAACCACUGCCACAGAGGUCAAGGAUGCAUCACAUCAGCAAGAGCAGCCAAACCACAGACUAGGUCCUCGGCUGGCUCGAACUGCUCCCCUUCCCCCUCAGAUCAACCCCACUGCUCACAGCACCAAACUGCUACCUCUUGGACCUGGCAGCACCUUCACCACAGUCACAGCCACUGCCUCAGUGAUGCUGGCCUUGCAUCCAUCCCUGCCUGGCUCCUGCCGGGGCUACACACACGAGGGCUUUGAAUCUGAUGGCCCUGAGGAGACUGGCAUAGACACAUCUGACAGCUUGGAACUUCAGGACCUACAGCAGAGACAUUAACUUCCUAAUUGGUCAGGCCAAGAUCCUGGCUCUCAAACUCCCACCUCAGGGAUGGGAUGUGCACAGCAUCCCAAGUGAGGGCUGGAGCCCAGAUUGUUCACACAUAACACACACACACACACACCAGUCUGUGAAGCAGGCUGGAUUUGUGGGAGCUCCUGCACUAUGUCUGACCAACUGUAGGCAGGUGGUGCCUUUGAGAAUGGGAGCAAGGAGGCCAGAUGAACUGCAAUAACCAUUCAGUGAAAAUGUAUGUUGAUGGGAGCAUUUCUCAGCAACUGGUACUCCAUUCUCCCAUGCCUUGUUUCUCUGGGUUGAUCAGCCACCAAAAAGCACACUGGUUUCUCAAUUGCCAGGGCAUUUGGCUUCAGAACAACCCCAGUCAGUCCUUAUGCUGGGCUGACUGACUGACCCACCUAGCAUUGGGCCCACUCACCUGUAGACAGAAAAAGUGCCAGCCCCAUUGAGUCUGGAAAAUGGAAGUGACUGUUCCCCACGUGCGAUAUGAACUGUCUCAUGGCCAUCAUUGGGGCAGGGCAUCAGAAUGGCCCAAACACCCAACCUCCCAUGGAGAGAACAGGACUCAACUUAAGUGUGAGGGAACUGUCCCUCAUUGUGCUGCUAUUCUUUUAUUUUAAUUAAUAUUAAUAUUAUUAUUAUUAUUUUAAGCUGUAUAAAAAGAGUCACAAACCCUCCCCCUUAUAAUUAUAAUAAUUAUUUGUUGUUAUGUUCACAGCUCCCUCAUUAAAAAAGAGGCAGUAUCCCUUUAAAGGGAAGCACCAGGGUGAAGUUAAAAUGGGGAGAGCACCACCCCCUGCGAGUGUGGAGUGGAGGGAGCAUGCAAUGGAGUGGCACAAUGUGUCUUAAUGUUCUAUGCAAGCUGUGUGGGAUGGGCGGUGUUCUGCUCCCACUCCCAUCAGCAUGGCUGUCUGGGCCAGCAUGUGCCACAUGGUUGUUUUGAACUGUUUGCUUCCUCUCUGCUGGAUCCAAGACCUGAAAAUCUCUCCUCCGUGUCCUAUUCUUUAGUUCAUUUGCCUCUUCAAUCAGCCUAAAAUAGUCAAUCACAUGAGUGGUCCCUAAGCAAAAAUGAAGUAUCCCCAUCAUCAUUUAAGCUUCCAGCUUCAUGAUUUCCCAAGAAUAGUAAUGGAGCAUAAUUCAUGACUAAUAGAAGACAGGGAUUUUCAGGACAGAGUUUGUUGACCUUGGAAGUCUUCCAGAAGUUGCUCCUUAGGACUUCUGGAAGAGCAUUUUGUUCAGUUGUGGAUUUAUGCCUUUCUGAUUCCAUGCUUUAAGAGGUGCUUCUAACAAGAUAUUUUGUAUUUCAACACAGCUGGCUGAGUACAAAAUGCAUGUGCAUUGUGUUGGCUAUGAAGGGGUGUUUAAAAUGGAAAUUUGAGUUGGCUGGAAAGAACAACGGUUGCAUAGGAAAACUGGGUGUCCGCAUGGUAAAUUUGGCCCUUCACUGCCCUCUUUGAGGAAGUGCAUAAAAUACUCACAUUCUCAUUGGAGUUGGUAGCACACACCAUUUUGGGGUCUUUCGACACACAGUGUUUUUCCAGUGGUGAGAUGAUGGGCUUUUCUAACCUGUACAGUUGUAGUACAGCCACUUAUGUCACACUUCAUUAAUGAUGGUACACAAAUAGUUUAUUUCUCCCUUCCCUACCUGAAGAUUAUUUUUGUGCAGAGGAAAGAAACAUAUGUAAAAUUGCCCUUUGAUUUGACCCAGCAGAGAUAUUUGGGUGUCAGAAAUCUCUUAUAGAAAAAUCCUCAUGUAAUCAUUAGGGCAGUUCAUUUCAUCUCCUGCCCAAAAGUAUGUGUGCCGUGGUUGCUGUUCCUGAAUUCUUCCUUUCUGCUUCAAUUUCUUUGGCUAACGCUUGCCAGCUGGAUUGGUUCUAAAGGACAAGUCCAUUUCCAUCUGAUAUCCUUGGUUUCCACAUAACCAAGUCAAAAGUGCUUUAUGGAAUCUUAUUCCAUACUGUUUCAGGACAGAAAUCUGAAAUUUGCAUGAAAUUUAAAGUGCUGGUUUCUGACCCAUGCUAUCCUGGGCAUUACAAGAGAAUCGCUUACAGCAUAUAUAUAUAUAUAUAUAUAUAUUGAAACACAGUACUGCUUUAACAAAACAUUUUAGAUUAUUUCUUCCUUUCUUUCAGACAUGCUAUAAAGAAAAAAAGAUGGGAGAUAAAACAAUAUUCCUUUUUGAUUAUGAUUACUGACAUAUUACGAACAUUCUGUGCUAAACCAUUGCACGUACUUAUUUAAGCUAGCAUCAAAAUUACACACUUUUACCUGAUGGCUUUUGAGCCUGAUGAAGAGCUGCAGUUUUCCGCAAGGACUUUGAUGAGAAAAAAGGCACUGGAACAGAACUUGAAAUAAAUUCACUCAGACAUGGGCAUAUCCAAGCCCAACAGAAAGUGCAAACAGCUGCCUGGGGCUCAAAAGUUACAUGGUAAAUCUCUCAAGGCAAGCACAAUUACCUACUCCAGACCCUUGGAACAAUGAUCUGAGAGGGGGCAGUUGUGUGUUCCUAACUCCACUCAAGUAAAUGGAGAAUGAAUCCAUUUGCCUCGAGGAGAGUAUGGAAAAUGAGCUGCAUAUGGGGGGAAAAAACCUCUGUAAAAUGGGGGGAAGAAUGCAGACAUGUUUACCCUUGGUUGGAAACAAUUCCUCACCACUAUCCCUAUUACAAAGAGAUGCAAGGAAUGGAUCAAAUUUAUUUUUCACUUAAGCUAGCGAAAUAACUGUUAGCCCCAGUUCCAGGCUAAGGGUUUUAGGUUUCAGGUAGUAUUCUUCACUCCAAUUGCAAACAUCACUCAGCAUGAUUCUGCCCAGCACUUAGACCCUAGUACUUUGCCUUUUUAAAAUGGCACCGUUAGGUUCCAUUAGCUAACACUUUACACAGUAAAAACUUACUGGGCUGUCUUAAGGAUUAGGUAAAAUAAGUGUUGCUAUACUCUAGCUGUUCUUUGCUAGCAUGGGGUGAUCUUGUUUGUGGGGGGGACAGCCUUUAUGUGAAAUGGGGAAGUACUUGGGAAUACAGUUGUGUUUCCCCUUGGGCACUGAAGCACUACACUCAACCAGCUUACUUGUUGAGGGCUGAUUCACCCUGAAAUCCAUUUCCCCAGUGACAUUCUUCCCUCCAAAUCCCAGGCACUUUAAAUGUCCCCCUUUACCCGAUAACUGCUGUAAUUUUAUUCUCCAGCCUACAUUGGAUUCUUUAUUUACUUCUUGGUGCCAAUGGCACUUUUGUUGUGGUUUUCACAUUUUGUUUCUUGUGAAAGCUUCAGUAGGAUCUGGCCUCCUCUUUUAAAAUGAAUUAAGUCAGUUUAUUUAAAGCUACCAGUGCUUUUUGGAGGGGUUUCUCUUUAGAAAUGUGCCAUGUGGCAGGGACUGACCUGGCCAUUUGGAUUUCUUCAGUUUUCCCACAAUAAAACUACUAUAUAGGCUAGAAACUAAUGUCAAGUUUAGGAUCUAGCAACAGAUGACUCAUCUACUGCAUCAUUUUCCUCAUUCCACUCACCCAUUGCCUAAAAACAGCUAUCUGCAUCUAGGAAAUCCACAAUACAAGUGGUGUGUUUUCCCCUCUUCCCAAGUGUGGAACCAGCAAAGCAUGGGGAAAGGGUGGAAAGGGGACACAUUAUGUGUGCAUGUGUGUGCGUAUGUGUGCGUGCAUGUGAGUAUGUAAAGGGUGUGCUGGAGACUUUUUAACCUGAAAUGUUGUCAUGCCAUAUAAAUUAUUUAUAUGAAAAAGAAAAAAGAUUUAUUUUUGUAGUUUGUACA
Messenger RNA from Varanus komodoensis (Komodo dragon), 8230 nucleotides. It is a transcript of the gene PTCH2, whose product is annotated as patched 2. NCBI's taxonomy places the organism in Eukaryota, Metazoa, Chordata, Lepidosauria, Squamata, Varanidae. The transcript is spliced from 23 exons. Gene Ontology annotation, biological process: smoothened signaling pathway. Gene Ontology annotation, molecular function: hedgehog receptor activity; smoothened binding; hedgehog family protein binding. Bases 299 to 4453 code for a protein of 1384 amino acids. Gene Ontology annotation, cellular component: plasma membrane. The record is from RefSeq and is a predicted model, not a curated record.